ACACGAGAUAGAGAGUUAUGUUCACAUCACAUCCCUCAAGUAACCAUCACCAGAGAAUGUCACUUUAGUGGAUGUGUUUGUCAAAUCGAGUCAUGCCUCAUGCCACAAUUUGUUUUAAAACAUUGUGGGGAUGCAAUUGAUCAGGUCUUCUGUAGAAUUUAGUCAAAUAAUUUACUACCUGUGUUUGACUUUGCUAACUCACGGUGGGAAAUGGCAUUUGCGAACUUAUUUUCCAGUCCACCAGGGGAAGUGGAUUUUAACGCUUUAGCGUUUACCCAUCACAAAAAGUUUAGGUCGGACCAGCCAUAUCAGAAUCCGAAGAGGCACUAUGAGACCCCCAGGAACACAAACCCAAAGAAAAGAAGGAGAAAGAAUAACGUUUCAAGAGGUGAUGUUAGGAAGGGGUAUGAGUCGGAAAAGGAAAGAGGACAUCGCAUGGGGCCAUUUAAAUAUGAAGAGGAGCAGGCAAAUGUCCAUCAAAAGCCUAGCCAGUGUCACAUAAACAAGGAAACCAAGCUUCCUGGAACCCCACAAAGCAGUUUGGGGCCUAGUUCUGAAGGUCAUCAGAAGAAUGGACUAAGGGUCAACAAGAGAAUGCUCUUUGCCAAAAACAAUAUGCACAGAACAAACAUGAAUGAAGAUGUUCAUAAGCGACAGGGCCGGGAUACCAACAGUGGUAACGGCUGUGUUUUUGAUGACAAAAAAAGGGCGAAGAUGUCAAAACGAAGCCACCAAAAUGAUUAUUUCAACCAGAGAUCCGAAGCUGGAUCGAAGAAAGGACGGGACAAGUGGCAGACGGGGAGACACAGGCCCCAACGGGAAGAGAGGAAGCCCUUCAUGACGCAGGAAUUCAAAGAGCAGAACUCCAUAGACGUGAAUGGGCGUCUCUUCUGCAAGCACUUUCUCGGGGAUAGGUGCCUAAAGGGCGAUCAGUGCCAGUUUGUGCACUCCCAUGACCUCGGAGGUUUUAAGUUCAAUGGAGUCUGCAAAUUUUACGUCCAGGACUGCUGCUUGAAAGGAGACAAUUGUCUCUUCAUGCACAAAACCUUCCCCUGCAAGUUCUUCCACACAGGCAGGAAGUGUUACCAAGACAACAGCUGCAAGUUCUCUCACGAUGCACUUACUGAGCUGACCAAAGGACUGCUGGACAAGUUCCUUGAAGAACAAAAGGUGGCUCGUGAGACUUUGGAACCUGAAACCCAACAACCGGAACCCAAACCUCCUGUGGACUUUGCGACAAAUCCAGUAAAGUUGAGUUUCUACAGCACGGCUCCGGCCCCUGAACAGCUGCCUGUGUGCCGGUUCAGCUUUGGAGCGAAGGACAGCGAGUUCACUCCCGCCUCUACCGCGCAGGCUGCGCCCUCUACACCUCAAACUGCCCCACCACCAGACACCUUACCAGCGCAGACUCGCCCUCCGAUGUCAAGCCUUUUCAGCUCGACUCCGUCUCCUGUGUCCCGGCCUGUGUGUCGGUUCAGCUUUGGAGCCAACAAUGCCGACUUCACCCCAGAUCCUCCCAGCUCUGUCCGCCAGCCUAGCCCCUCUCCUGCCAAGACAGACCCAGCAGCGUCCGCUGGACCCGAUCCGGUGCCCGACUCCCGCACACCCCUCAGCGCCUCACCACCGUCCCCCUCACCAGCGCAACCCGGCGGACCAAGCGCCACCAUCUCCUCCCUUCCCUCUGGAGCUGGAGACGGUCCAAUGGUCAAGACGGAGAUGCCCAGUUCCCCAACGCCUCCUGGUCCCACUCCCUCAGUCCUAAGGACCCUCUUCACCCCUCUGAGUCCGUGUCGGCCCGAUGAUGAGGAAGAGGAGGAUCUAGAGAUGGGAUGUAGUCAGGAUGCAGGCCGAAGUUGCACUGAUGCAGCGCCUAGGCUCUGCACUAAGGAUAUUAGUAAGGUCAAAGAGGAGAGUGGAAGUCACACCGAUGCCCCACUGGUUGCCCCAGACCAAGUGCUUACCCUGAAGGCAGAACCAGACCUGGUUAAAGAGAUGAAGAAAGAGGAAGAGGAGAGAGAGCCUCCGACCGCCCCUUUAAAGCCGGUCCCCUGCUUCACCUCGACCGCCCCUUUAAAGCCGGUUCCCUGCUCCACCCCUUUAAAGCCGGUUCCCUGCUCCACCCCUUUAAAGCUGGUCCCCUGCUCUACCCGCAAGUCCUACAGACCCCUCACUGUGGACCCUCCACUCCUCCCCUUCACUGCGUACCAUGCCCAGCCGCCACCUUCUACCUCUCCUCGGGAUGUCAGUGCAAAGGCUCUCACUCCCAGCGUGGACUCCAACUCCCAGAGUGCCGUGCGGCGCCGUGCCCCUCUCCGCCCUGGCGCAGGAAUGUGCACGACGCAGGCAGAGUCCCAGGGUCGGCACAGUCUGCCAGUGCAGACUCUUACGUGGUCUGUGCCCUCGACACACUCCGUCUCACGGUCAGCGCUACAGAACAGGAGUCUGAAUUCUGAACUGGACCCUUGAUGAAGGUUCAAAGUCGUACAGGACUACCACGAGGCACGAGCAGCUGCCUCUACACCAACCUCUCUAGUGGACCGGACUACUGACACUACACAGAAUGUCUCAGCAAUCAUUCAAAUCAUGGCUUAUUUUUUAAAGUGACAGCUUUA
Messenger RNA from Alosa sapidissima (American shad), 2612 nucleotides. Its product is annotated as flocculation protein FLO11-like. Gene Ontology annotation, biological process: negative regulation of DNA-templated transcription. Bases 211 to 2466 code for a protein of 751 amino acids. The record is from RefSeq and is a predicted model, not a curated record. The transcript has 12 exons. Gene Ontology annotation, molecular function: metal ion binding; RNA binding. Lineage: Eukaryota; Metazoa; Chordata; Actinopteri; Clupeiformes; Clupeidae. Gene Ontology annotation, cellular component: nucleus.